Solea solea (common sole) is the source of this 1709-nucleotide messenger RNA. RefSeq names its product intraflagellar transport 57 homolog (Chlamydomonas) (gene ift57). Lineage: Eukaryota; Metazoa; Chordata; Actinopteri; Pleuronectiformes; Soleidae. The coding region runs from base 300 to 1559 and encodes 419 amino acids. The record is from RefSeq and is a predicted model, not a curated record. The transcript is spliced from 11 exons. Gene Ontology annotation, cellular component: cilium; Golgi apparatus; intraciliary transport particle B. Gene Ontology annotation, biological process: intraciliary transport; non-motile cilium assembly.
UUCCGCUGCUGGUGCUAACAUGUUAGCACACAGUGACGCGUUCAGCUCGUCUUGUCGGAGGACUUCGGUGACGUCCACAGUUGUGUUUUUUCGGACGUGUUUGCGUGUUUUCUGUGUGGACAUUGAUUCACUCUUUUGACACACGAGUGAAAUAAUAGUUACAAACACUUAGUUAAGCUAGCGGUAGCCCCCUGGCGGGCUAGCAUUAGCUGUUAGCUCCUCGUUGCCCCGACAACGGGGCCAAACAAAAUCGGCUAUAACGAGCUGACGGCUAACUGAGAGAGUCGUUGUUGUUGACGAUGAUGAUGGCGGACGAAGGCAGGGGGGCUGAUGAAGAGGAGCGCGGCCCUGGAGCGGCUCAGCACGUGUUUGUGUUGAUGGAAAGUUUAAUGGAAAAACUCAAGGUGUUAAACUAUGAGGAGGAGAUUCUGAGCAAACACAACAUGAAGAACCUGUCCAGACAUUAUUUUGUCUCCAGUCCAUAUCUGGCUUCUAACCCUGGUGAGCAGUUCUACAUGUUCACCAUCAUCGCGGCGUGGCUCAUCGACGCUGCGGGGAGGCCGUUCACCAAACCGCAGGAGUCCGACGAGCCCAACGCCACCGUGUCCAACAUCCUGGCCGAGCUGCGAGCUUUUGGUGUUAAAGUGGAUUUCCCACCCUCCAAACUGAAGUCUGGAUCAGGCGAGUACGUCUGCCUGGUUCUGGACCGCCUGGCCGAGGAGGCCCUGAGGAGGCGGGGCUUUUCCUUCAGAAGACCAACCUACCCGACAGAAACCACAGAGGAAGAGUCUGUGAUGGAGGACGACGCAGAGCUCACACUCAGCAAAGUGGAGGAGGAGAUGAUCGACGAACCUGAUGAGGAGGAGGAGAACGUGAUGGAUCUGGAGGCUCUGAAGUUACGCUCGACCAGGGCCGAAAUGGAGACGUCAUCUAAACCGGACGAGAUCCUGGAGGCGACGGUGGAUGCGGCUGAGUGGAGCCUGGAGGUGGAGAGAGUUCUGCCUCAGCUCAAAGUCACUGUCAGGAUGGACAACAAGGACUGGAGGAUCCAUGUGGACCAGAUGCAUCAACACCGAGACGGGAUCAGGUCUUCACUCAAAGAGGCCAAGAGUUUCCUGGACAAACUGCAGGACGACAUCAGCAGGAGUCUGGAGAAGGUGAGCAGCAGAGAGAAGUACAUCAACAACCAGCUGGAACAUCUGAUCCUCGAGUACAGGAGCGCCCAGGCUAAACUGAGCGAGGUCAGAGAGCGAUACCAGCAGGCGAGUGGAGGAGUCACUGAACGCACCAGGGUCCUGGCUGAGAUCAGUGAGGAGCUGGAGAAGGUGAAGCAGGAGAUGGAGGAGAAAGGCAGCAGCAUGUCCGAUGGAGCUCCGGUGGUGAAGAUCAAGCAGAGUCUGACGAAGCUGAAGCAGGAGAUCGUUCAGAUGGACGUGAGGAUCGGCGUGGUGCAGCACACGCUGCUGCAGGCCAAACUCAAAGAGAAGUCCAACAUGACACGCGACAUGCACGCCACCAACAUCCCCGAGUCCACGGUUGGCACCGGGCCCUUCACGUGACGCAGAACGCACAAAUCACCAGAGGAAGUCUUAAGCAAACACCAAAACAUUUCACUUAUUUAUUCUUUUUUUGUACAUGGACAUAAAAUCAAUUUUGAUACAAGUUAGUGAUUAAAAAAUAUCUCUGAAUAAAAAUAAACUUUAUCCUCG